AUGUCCAGCUCGUGUUCUAGCGGAGGGGAAGGCCGGCUGCCGCCGCGGGGGCACCGGCUGGCCCGGCUCCCUCCCGCCCUCCGCCGCCGAGAGAGGCCUUUCCCUGACACCCCCCUCCCUCCCUCCCGCCGUGGGCGGUGCGGCCGUGACGAUCGGCACCGCGGGGCCAAUCCGCCCCGGGGGGAGUUCCCCCUCCAUUCAGGGCUGCUCGCCUGCGCGUUGAGGGGAGGGGGCCAUUGCCGCGGCGGCCACGCCCCCUUCCUGGCACGCCAUUGGCUGCGGCGGCUGAAGGCGCCGCCCCCCGCGGCGCGCACCGCCCACGGCCCCCCCUCCUCCUCCUCCUCGGUGCGUGCGUGCGUGAGUGUGAGCGUGUGCGAGUUGAAGGGGUCGGGGACAAAAGGCAGCGCCGCGCCGCCCCCGGGCCCGGGCCCCGCCGCCAAGCCCCCCUCUCCCCUCCCGCCGCCGAAUCGGUUGGCACCGGGGCCCGGGACCGGGGGGAGGACGGCGGGGGGAGCCGCUGGCGCGGGCCGCGGCCGCGAUGUAAACAUUCCACAAAAGGGCUCCCCAGAGAGGGGGGCGUGGUCUCGCCGGUGGCGGGCGGGGCCAAUUCGCCGCGUGGGUGGGCUUCUCACCGUGACGGCGGCGCGGCCCCGCUCGCCAAUUGGCCGGCGCUUUGGUACCGCAGCCAAUAGGGCGGCGGGGGAGGCGGGACGGGGGCGGGGCGCGCUGCUUAUACGGACAUUUUUCUUCGGCGGUCGCUCCCCCCCCUCCUCUCCUCCCUCCCUUCCUCUCCACAUCCCCUUCCUGGGGGCCGCGGCCAAUAGGGCCAACGGGCGCUCGGGGCUCCCCCCCUGCGCGAGGAGGGGCGGGAUUUCCCGGGGAACAGAGAAGCGGGCAGCGCUCCGCCGCGGCGGCCGACAGACGGUUACUCCAUCUUACCCCCCCCGCCGAGCCCCCCGCCCCCGCCGGGGCACCGGCGCCGCCCCCGCCCGCCCCCCCCCUCCGGGAGGAGGGGCGCGGGGACCCCCCCUUCUCACUGCGCCGGGGACAGCCCGCCCCCGCCGCCCGCCCGGGAGGUGCCCGCCACCCCCGGACCCUGAGGGAGACCCGGCCGCUGCCAGGAGCCGCUUCGAGGUAAGGAAGAGCGGGGCGGCGGGGACGGGAGGCCGCCGGGCCCGGGGCCGGCCCCCUCCGGCGAUCCGUAGGGGGCGGGGCCCGGCGCCGGUGCGGCGGCGGCGCGGGGUUGGUGGGGGGGGCCGGUCGGUGCCCGCGGCGCGGCUCCCCGGGGAGCCCCGGCCCGCGCGGGCGGCCGCGCGUCCUCCCGCCCCGCCCCGCCCCGCCGGGGUGUCCCGGCCCCGGCAUGGCGGGAGCGGCGGGCGGAGCGUGCGGCGGCCGCUGGGCGCGCUGCGAGCCGGGCGCCGCCUCCUCCCCCCGCCCCUCCGCCCGCCCUCCGCCCGGUGCCGCUCCCGGGCUGCGGCGGGACCGCCCCCGGCAGCGCUCGCCCGCAUUGCACGGCCCCGGUACCGGCCGCACCGCGCGCCGCGGCUCCCGCCCGCCCGGGGGGCGUUCCGAGAGCCGGGGGGGGCGGCGCGGAGCUCCCCGGUGCCGGCGCUCGCCCAACUUGCCGGCGGAGUUGCCAUGAAGGCGCUGUGCCGGUGCCGGUGCCCGCGCUCCGGGCUGGCCGGGUUCCCCCGUGGCUCUCGCCGCUCUCCCGCUCCGCAGCGCGGCUCUCCGGAAAGACCUGUUGGAGCGGCACCGGCGCGGAAACCCGAGAGCUCCCCGUGCACCCGUUAA
Molecule: messenger RNA, 1794 nt
Organism: Melozone crissalis (California towhee)
Lineage: Eukaryota; Metazoa; Chordata; Aves; Passeriformes; Passerellidae
Product: basic salivary proline-rich protein 2-like
Exons: 4
Coding region: 1-1794 (597 amino acids)
Source: RefSeq, a predicted model, not a curated record